UCAGCCAGCGGUGCCACCGUGCCAGCCGUGCCAGCCGCCCGUCCCUGCGGCUCCCGAGGAAAGGGUCCCCGGGUGCCGCGGUGCAGGAUGGAGCCCGCGGCCGUGCUGCUGGCCCUGCUCCCCACGGCGGCCACGCAGUCCACCCUGCAGCCCACCCUGCAGCCCACCCCACCCCCGGGCUGCAGCUACGGCCUCUCCUCCCUCUACUACAACCUCUGUGACCUCUCGGCGGGCUGGGGCAUCGCAGUGGAGGCGGUGGCCAGUCUCGGCGUGGUGACCACCUUCGUGCUCACCAUCGUGCUGGUGGCCAGCCUGCCCUUCGUGCAGGACCCCCAGAAGAAGAGCCUGGUGGCCACGCAGGUCUUCUUCCUCCUGGGCACCUUCGGGUUGUUCUGCCUGACCUUCGACUUCAUCGUGGGGCCGGAUUUCUCCACCUGCACCUCCCGCCGCUUCCUCUUCGGUGUCCUCUUUGGGAUCUGCUUCUCCUGCCUGCUGGCACACGCCAUGGCCCUCAACUUCCUGGCGCGGCGGAACCGUGCGCCGCGGGGCUGGGUGACGCUGGCGGUGGCCCUGUCCCUCGCCUCGGUGGAGGUCAUCAUCAACGCCGAGUGGCUGCUCAUCACGGUGGCACGGCAAGAGGGCCCCCCGGACCCCUGCCAGCUGGCGGAUGCUGACUUUGUCAUGGCACUCAUCUACGUCAUGUUCCUGCUGGCAGCCGCCUUCAGCACGGCCUGGCCGACCCUCUGCGGCCGCUACGGCCGCUGGCGCAAGCACAGCGCCUUCAUCCUGGCCACCACCGGCCUCUCCGUGGCCAUCUGGGUGGCGUGGACCAUCAUGUACCUCUACGGGAACCAGCACGCCGGCCACAAGCCCGGCUGGGAUGACCCCACGUUGGCCAUCGCGCUGGUCAGCAACGCCUGCGCCUUCCUCCUGCUCUACGUCAUCCCCGAGGUGACGCACGUGACGCGGCGCAGCCCUGAGCAGGCCUUCGAGGACGACGGCUACCCCACGCGCGGGGUGGGCUACGAGACCAUCCUCAAGGAGCAGAAGUCCCAGAGCAUGUUCGUGGAGAACAAAGCCUUCUCCAUGGAUGAGCCUUCCUUCGCCAAGAAACCGGUGUCCCCGUACAGCGGCUACAACGGGCAGCUGCUGACCAGCGUGUACCAGCCCACCGAGAUGGCUCUGAUGCACAAGGGGAUGAGUGAAGGUCCCUACGAUGUGAUCCUGCCCCGUGCCUCCACCAGCCCGGCCCCCGGCAGUGCCAGCUCCACGCUCCGAGCCGAGGACGCCUUUGCAGCACAAGCCCGGCACGUCGGCACCCCACGGGACACCCGGAGCUUCCAGGUGCAGUCCCCGUACAGCAGGAACCGGUGGUGAAGCCCCCGUGGCUCAGGUCCCGCAGCACUGGCACAGCCGCGGCCCCUCCGUCCUGCUCCCGAGGUCUCGCCAAGCCUCAUCCUGCCCUGACGUGUGAAUCCCACUCUGGCCAGCAGCCAGAGCCAGUUCCUGCCAAUGGGAUGCCCGGAUACGGCCCCAGAGCCAGCGCUCCCACCUGCCUGUCCCACCUGGCCAUGGCACCCGCAAGCUGCCAGCUCUGCCCGGACCCCACAGCCUGCCUCAAGGACUGGCUCACUGCCUUUGUGAUGCACAGAUAUCCUGUGUCCCCCCGGGCCAUGGACCCUCUGAAGCUGGGGAGCUGGGAAUGAGCACA
Lepidothrix coronata (blue-crowned manakin) is the source of this 1711-nucleotide messenger RNA. It is a transcript of the gene GPRC5C, whose product is annotated as G protein-coupled receptor class C group 5 member C. Gene Ontology annotation, molecular function: G protein-coupled receptor activity; protein kinase activator activity. Gene Ontology annotation, cellular component: intracellular membrane-bounded organelle; plasma membrane; signaling receptor complex. Lineage: Eukaryota; Metazoa; Chordata; Aves; Passeriformes; Pipridae. The record is from RefSeq and is a predicted model, not a curated record. The transcript is spliced from 6 exons. The coding region runs from base 88 to 1377 and encodes 429 amino acids. Gene Ontology annotation, biological process: G protein-coupled receptor signaling pathway.